Penicillium digitatum Pd1 is the source of this 2742-nucleotide messenger RNA. Lineage: Eukaryota; Fungi; Ascomycota; Eurotiomycetes; Eurotiales; Aspergillaceae. The record is from RefSeq and is a predicted model, not a curated record.
AUGGAAUCAGUAACCCAAGAAAAGAAAAAGCUUCGGAGUGUCAUCUGUUUUGAAGCGCAAGCACCAAGUGGUUACACCUUCAUUCCUGCAGGAAAUCCGCAACUCACUACAACGUGCAAGGAGCGGUGUCGAGACGAAGGUCUCCAAAUCCACGCAGUAUCGACUACCCCGCACCAUCGCCAUCACAACCUGUCACAGCACGUUCAUCGGAUAGGAUAUCAUUUCCCUAGCACUGUGGUGGCAGCCGUUUGCUCAGAAUUGGGCUUCUACCUGACAAGCACUGGUAAAACAGUGCUUAGUACAUUUCCCGCAAACAGGAUCGAGAAUCCCAGGCAGACUGAUUCUGAAAUUUCUCAAAAAACACUCGACACAGAAGCACGGGAUGCCUUGAAGGAUCUCUUUCCGAAUAUACCAGACAAAGACUUGAAUCAAAUUAUCAAGACCGCUUUUCAAAAGGGUCAGAAAAAAGUUGGGACGGCCACAGAAUUGCCUUUGGCUCGUAGAGCUCAACUCGCUGUGGUUGCUCACAUUAGGCAUGUCUACACUGAUUACGAUCGCCUCCUGAAAACUACUUCAUUCCACGAAGCAAGAGGGGUUGUCGAACACACAACUCUAGCCAAAGUUAUCGAGUGGCGAGGGGACGAUGAGAAUGGCCAGACAGUUCUGGAAGAUGUUUUCCGCGAGGUUAUAGUAAUCUCGGACGACGAAGACAGUGAAUCAGACGAAGAUACCGCUGCUUCAGCAGGUCACCAGAACACCAGUGUGGAAAUUCUUCCAAGCGAUACCCGGGCCCACGAGAUCCAGUGUCAGCCUAUCAACAACGCGAAACCUCUUGGUCGGGAUCUUCUACGAGAGCUAUCCGAGGAAGCGCCACCUGGAUUCCGAUUUGUCACAAGAGCACCAGCCACAGACACCAUCAACCGUCGAGGAUUUAACAGGUACAAAGCAUGGACCCGUGCUGUCAAGGAGUAUAGAGAGGGUAUACGGGGCACUGAACAACCUAGGUUUUCUGGACACUCAGCUGAAAAGCAGAGCCCACGGUAUGCCGAGCGGCGCAUUGCUGCUCAGGAAAUAUCUGCUGCUAGGCGCCAGGAUACAAUUCCUCGGUGCGCCGAGGUUCAUCGGCGAGUCGCUCCAGGCUCAGCAAGCAAUGAUUACCAAGCACAUCGGGUGCUCGCUAUCCCACUAAUGAACCGACAGUUGACCAAGAGACGUGUAGAUGUCCAGGAGAACUACCUUCACUCGGACGCCCAACAAAAAUACUCAGCCCAUGAAAUGAACGCCAGGCCAACUGGACUAACUGACCAGGAAUCACCCGAGCUGCAAAUCAUAGAAGAACUCUCUGUACCUAGAAAUGUGAUCAUGACCCACUUGCACGAUGAUCCUCCCUCUAGGAUGGAGCCCAGAGUUCGACAAGAAAAAUUGCCUCCUCGGUCGGACAGGACCAACGCACCUUUUUUCGUGAGCGGACCAAAAAAUAAUCGUCAGAAACUGACCUCAGUGGGACGCCGUCUUGACUCCGUCGGUUCCCCACUUUUCAGACCAGGUUCAAACGCACAGGAUUCUGUCUUGCCCUCUAUUGAAAACUUCCGGCCACCAGAAAAUCGGCAGACUGACGGUGCGUAUCCUUUGGUACAUGUGACCAACAAAAUAUCCCUUCGGUCGGUCACGCCAGGGCGUCGUCAAGGAGAGGUGAUGCAUCAGUCCGAUGCUGUCGAGAUGGAAGCUGAUAGCGAACAAGCGAGCAAAAGAAGACGCCUGGCAUGUCUUGAAGAUUCUCGGGUUUCCCGCCCAGACCUGUGGAGUGCAAGGCCUAUGAGACUUCCUGUGUUCGAAGGUCUCGGGUCUCAUUCUUACGAUCGCGUUGAGCUUGUCCCGGACCACCGACCCUCGGACCAGCUUCAACUCCGUCGGGAUCAUCUGCCAGUGGAAAAACCUCCUGUUGUAGGACAUCAGCGGGAAAGGAACCUGAACUCGAUUUCUUACGUCAACGUACAACAUGGCCUAGAAACAAGGUCAGUCUUGGGUCGACAGCAUAUGAGCGGACCAUACGAGCCUCAGCCUCAGGCUGGGCUUUCCAGUACCAGUAUCAGUGCCUCAGAAGGAGAUCGCACCUUGAAAGCAGCUCCAGCCGUUUCCAAUUUUGGACCGUGGCAUCCUUACCGUGGUGAUCGUAGUCUCCGUUCGGACCGUGUUCCGCAAAACCCACGGGCUAUUCGCCACACCCGCAUUGACGGUGGCCGCCCAUUACCGGAGAGUGUCUACCCAGACAGGAACCUGUAUGCUGAGGACUUUGUCCGGUAUGUUGAUCACCGCGAGCCCCCUGUAUUGGAAUAUGCCUCCAAGCGUGCGGAAUCCGAAGCCAAGCCUGUUGGAGACCCUUGUCCGUCCAGUGGGACUAGAAACCUUGGUUGCCUUGGCGCAAAGAAUCUGUCUCGGACCCAGGUUUCGUCAGAUCAACGUGGCCCAUUGCCCCUAGGACCGCGAAUGGCUCCUUCCCAUGACCAACUUCGCACCUUUUCAGACUCUGUCAUAGGAAAGAUCCAGCCUCACGUGUCUUCCCCUCAUGUCCCUCGUGAAAGACCAGCCAGUGGCGGGUUUAACUCCUUGCGGCCAUCCUACAAUAACCCUCCCUCAUCCCAGACCAUGGAGCAAGAUCGCCCAGUCUACGUUCAAAGAGUUGAACCACACUCACCCUACUAUUCCCUCCUUAAUGGAAGGCAUUUUGUCAUUGUUGAUUAA